CGAGGGAAGAAGAAAACUCCAAGCUGCAUGCGGAUGUGAUACCCGCCGACUCGUCGUGUUUGUGUACAGGGGGGGACUCAUAACAUUGUUGAACAUUAUGUCUUGUCUCAGGUGACUACAUUUGAAGCAGUGAUGUGUGAAGCAGCAGAGAAGGACCUGUAUGCUGUCCUAGGAGCCAGCCCCUCAGACUCGCUCAAAGAGCUCAGACACAGAUACCAGCAGCUGGCUUUACAGUACCAUCCAGACCGACUUGGCGAUGCAUCUUCUUCAGAAGCCGACUCUGCUGUGAAGAAGUUUUUAGAAGUAGAUGCAGCCUGGAGGAUUCUCAGUGACCAGAACAGCAGGAGACAGUACGACUUACAGAGGAGAGCACAGGAGCUGAAACAGGACUGGCCAGUGGAUUCUACGGUUUAUCUGGAGGACAUGACCUGGGACCAGGGUCAGUGUGUAUACACAUACAGCUGUCGCUGUGGAGGAAGGUUCGAUGUCUCCGUCGAGGAGGUAGAGGAGGAGACGCGGAGUCGGCGGCAGGAUGGCGAAGAGGAAGAGGAGCACAGAGGAGUGGUCGUUUGCUGUGAUACAUGUUCCCUCAGUGUGUACGUCACAUGGUCAUUACAUUCAAAGACUCUUUUCUUUAAAUGACAAUGAGACUUUUUAUAUGAAACACUCUUUAUUCUGCUGAGUCAGACCAUCAUUUUGGCAACAUGUACCUUUCUGGAAGAGAGAGAAUCAAUCACUACAACAGUUAGGUUGGCUGGCUGAAGUGGACAAAGUAAGAGUUCUUCAACAUCUCAGACCUUGUGUUGAACAUCUACAUCACUCUUUUAACAGGGCUUCAAGGCAAAGGGAUAUAUUCACCAAUUAAAAUAUGCCAUUGACUGACUCAGCAACUUGAGGAUUUUGAAGUGAACAUCAAAACAUCAAUGGACAGCUCAUUUUUUUACAUACGACACAGAGACUUAUCAAGAUCACAAAUAGAAGAGUAAAUGUAAGCUUCAGGGCCAUUCUUUAUGUCUAUAUAUCACUGAAACGUGAAGGAUUUGUUUUAUUCUUUAUGAAUUUAAUUAAUAUAUUUGAAAGUUAUUGAAAAAAGGAAUCUGACAUAUUUUACAGGAUUGUACAUUAAAACUGCUUUGAAAGAUGGAA
Labrus bergylta (ballan wrasse) is the source of this 1146-nucleotide messenger RNA. It is a transcript of the gene dnajc24, whose product is annotated as DnaJ (Hsp40) homolog, subfamily C, member 24. Lineage: Eukaryota; Metazoa; Chordata; Actinopteri; Labriformes; Labridae. The record is from RefSeq and is a predicted model, not a curated record. Gene Ontology annotation, molecular function: ATPase activator activity; ferrous iron binding. Gene Ontology annotation, biological process: positive regulation of ATP-dependent activity.